AACAGUGUAGUGCUUUUAAUGUUUUUUUGUGUGCACUUUUAGCUUUGGCGUUUAGCAAAAUUACACAAUCUGAUAUUCUGUAUCUACUGAUACAGACAAAUUACAAUCCAAUCCGUUCUUUCUGCAGUGUUUACUACUUUGUGUCGAUUAAAUGCGUUCAUCCCCAUCUUUCCGACAGCACUUGAAGGCAGCAGCAGGAGCUCAUCUGUUGGGCAGGAAAACUAAUCAGGAGCCAAGUAAAGACUUUUCAGUAUUGCUACCAACUAGGCUAGCAAGCUUUUAAAGUCAGCUGUCCAUACGACUACUUAACACAGACUCUGUUUUUAAGUACAGUAUAUUAUCUGUACAGUAUACAAUAUUCAAGCUAUGUUUUAGGAACAUCGUUUAUUUGCUCUGAAAGUAGUAAGGCGGACAGCCUCUGGCCAGCUGAAGCUUGCGGCUAGCUAGCUUAUUCGUUAGCUGGGAAAGACGUGCAAGUGGAGGCAAGAAAAUGGAGCUGGACGACGUAGUCCUGUAUCAGGACGACUCGGGCAACUCUACCAUGAUGUCCGAGCGGGUCUCAGGUCUGGCCAGUUCAAUAUACCGCGAGUUUGAACGCCUUAUCCAAAUAUACGACGAGGACGUAGUGAAAGAGUUGAUGCCGCUGGUCGUCGCCGUACUGGAGAACUUGGACUCCGUGUUCGCUGUCAACCAGGAGCACGAAGUGGAGCUGGAGCUGCUGAAAGAAGACAACGAGCAACUCGUCACCCAGUAUGAAAGAGAGAAAGCACUGAGAAAACACACAGAGGAGAGGUACAUCGCCUUAGAAGACUCCCAGGACGGCGAGAAGAAGGAUCUCCAUUGUCGGGUUGUGAUGUUGGAGUCACACACACGUCAGCUAGAGCUAAAAACUAGAAACUAUGCAGAUCAGAUUAGCAGAUUUGAGGAGAGAGAAGCAGAGCUCAAGAAGGAGUAUAAUGCUCUUCAUCAGAGACACACAGAGAUGAUCCACAGCUACAUGGAGCACCUGGAGCGAACUAAACACCAACAUGCGGUCACAGUAGCAGAGUCAUCAGAUGCAGGCACACCAGCUAGAACACGAAGGGAGCGUCCUAUCUCCAUGGGUAUAUUCCAACUUCCUGGGACUGAUGGUAUGACCCCUGACCUCCAGAGAGAAUCCGUGGACACCUCUUCAGAGCCAUGGAGAUACAACAUUAACCAUCCACGGUCCAACACUAGCCUCAAGUUUGAGGGACAGUUCUCCUCAAGCAAAGUGAAAGGUGAAAGAUCGCCGGAAAAUUUGCCCAAUCAGAAGGCUGAUCAGGACCAUGAGGAGUUGGCCGGUUCGAACCGCGGAGGCUCCAAGUCCAGUACUCCAAACAACCGGGGAAAUGUUUCCAAAAGUGGAACUCCUGUAUCUUUACAAGCUGGAGGUUCCAAAUCCAACACCCCCAUGUCCUCUCAGGGUGGUCCCACUAAAUCAAACACUCCCACAUCUACAUACAAUGAUAACUCUCAGUCCACUACACCGCUAUCUCCUCAUGAUAGAGUGUCCACCGGAAUAAGUCCUGUGUCCCACCAGGGCGAAGGGUCAGCCUCUCUCACACCUGCGUCUAUUGCUUCUUUGGAUAUUGCCAUGGAGUCUGUGGAGCAGGAAGUUUCAGAUGGGCUCAACAAGAACCUAGACAGGAACCACGGAAAACCAAAGAGCAGUAAGGACAUUGCAGCCAUGCAAGGACAGCAGGGUGAGCUUGGACACGAUAGUCAGGCCACUACACCCCUCAAAGGUGAUGAUGGAGCACACAACCAGGAGAGCUCUGAGGUGCAGGCCAUCAUAGAGUCCACUCCCGAGCUGGACAUGCACCAUGAUGGCUGCUUAGGAACAAGCACACCAACUAUAGGCGGCAUAGAGAAUCUAGCGUUUGACCGCAACACUGACUCUCUGUUUGAGGAGCUGUCGUCGGCAGGAAACGACCUGAUCAGAGACAUGGAUGAAGGCGCCGACAUGCUGGAAGAGUUUUCUGACUACAGCUUUCUAGGUAUGGGUCGGGAAGUUGAACAUCUCAUCCAUGAAAAUGCCCAGCUACUGGAGACCAAAAAUGCUUUGAAUGUGGUGAAAAAUGACCUGAUAGCACAAAUGGAUGAAUUGACUUGUGAGAAGGAGGUUCUGCAAGGUGAGCUAAAUGCUGUCACUCAGGCCAAGGCCAAACUGGAGGACAAGAACAAAGAAUUAGAAGAUGAACUUAAGAAGAUUCGAGCAGAGCUCGAGGCCUCCAAAAACAAGGUCAAGAAUGACAACAAUGAGGAUGAUAGCGAUGUGCCUACAGCCCAGAGGAAGCGCUUCACCAGGGUGGAGAUGGCCAGAGUCCUGAUGGAGAGGAACCAGUAUAAGGAGAGGUUAAUGGAGCUGCAGGAGGCUGUCAGAUGGACGGAGAUGAUCCGGGCUUCAAAGGAGAACCCAGCUCUUCCAGAGAAGAAGAAAUCCAGCCUCUGGCAGUUGAUUUUCAGCCGUUUGUUCAGCUCGUCGGGCGGGGCAGCCAAGAAGCCGGCAACGGAUGCCCCAGUGAACGUCAAGUACAAUGCACCCACCUCUCAGAUUCAACCGUCCGUCAAGAAGAGGAGCACCACGCUGCAGCAGCUGCCCAGUGACAAGAGCAAAGCCUUUGAUUUCCUCAAUGAGGAAGUGGCAGCUGAUAAUGUGGUGUCCAGGCGGGAGCAGAAGAGGGCUCAGUACCAGCAAGUCAAAGACCACGUCCAGAAGGAGGACGGCAGAGUGCAGGCGUGCGGCUGGAGUCUGCCUAAGAAAUACAAAGCCAAUGGUGGCCAGACAGAGAGUAAGGUGAAGAAUCUACCUGUUCCUGUCUUCCUCAGACCGCUUGAUGAAAAAGAUGCUUCUAUGAAGCUGUGGUGUGCUGCUGGUGUGAACCUCUCUGGAGGAAAAACCAGAGACGGAGGUUCGAUUGUAGGAGCCAGCGUGUUUUACAGCAACAUCCCCGGACCAGAGAGCCCUAAAAAGAAAAUAGGAUCUCAGAGCAGCCUGGAUAAACUGGAUCAAGACCUCAAGGAGCAGCAGAAGGAGCUGCGGCAGCAGGAUGAGUUGUCGUCGCUGGUUUGGAUUUGUACCAGCACCCAGUCCACCACCAAAGCUAUUGUCAUUGACGGCAACCAGGCUGGAAACAUCCUGGAGAGCUUCUUUGUUUGUAACUCCCACGUCCUCUGCAUCGCCAGUGUUCCAGGGGCAAGAGAGACAGACUACCCAGCUGGUGAGGAAGUAGUUCCUAACUCUGAGACAGGACCAGCAGCGGAUGGCGGAUCACAAUCAACCGAUAGCCUCUCUGCAGGCGGCGAUGACGUGCUCGGAGGCAUCACUGUUGUUGGCUGUGAAGCUGAGGGUGCAGCAGCUGUUCCUCAGACAGCAGCCAGUCCAGGAGAAGACGGAGACAGUGAAUCCAGACCAGCAGAGGAAGCCACAGAGGCAACAGAGGCCUGUGCAGGGCCUGCUGACCAAAGAGAGAGCCUUAAGGGAGUCUACACUGAACACGUCUUCACUGAUCCACUGGGAGCUCAGAAGAGCACAGAGGCUCCAGCUAACUACUCCCAGAGGGAGAGUGAUCUUUUGAAAGAUGGUGUGAGUUCAAACCCCAACGCAGAGGAGCAGGACCUGAUGAGGGAAGAGGCUCAGAAAAUGAGCAGUGUUCUGCCUACAAUGUGGCUGGGGGCACAGAAUGGAUGUGUGUAUGUCCACUCGUCUGUGGCUCAGUGGAAGAGGUGUCUCCAUUCUAUAAAGCUGAAGGACUCUGUGCUCGGCAUAGUGCAUGUGAAAGGGCGUGUACUGGUGGGUCUUUCUGAUGGCACUUUAGCCAUUUUCCACAGAGGAGUGGACGGACAAUGGGAUCUGACCAACUACCAUCUGUUAGACCUAGGGAGACAACACUACUCCAUCCGCUGCAUGACCGUAGUACAUGACAAGGUGUGGUGUGGCUACAGGAACAAGAUCUAUGUGGUGCAGCCCAAAGCCAUGAAGAUAGAGAAGUCAUUUGACGCCCACCCUCGUAAGGAGAGCCAGGUACGUCAGCUGGCCUGGGACGGCGAUGGCAUCUGGGUGUCCAUCAGACUGGACUCCACUCUCAGGCUGUACCACGCUCACACCUUCCAGCACCUUCAGGACGUCGACAUCGAGCCCUACGUCAGCAAGAUGCUUGGUACAGGGAAACUAGGUUUCUCUUUUGUGAGGAUCACAGCUCUCAUGGUGUCAUGUAAGCGUCUGUGGAUCGGCACUGGGAAUGGAGUCAUCAUCUCCAUCCCUCUGACAGAUACAGCCAACAAGGAAACCAAAGCAGCACUCAAUCAACCAGGAAGUGCAGUCCGUGUCUAUGGCGACGACCGCAGUGACAAAGUGACAGCUGGGACGUUUGUUCCAUACUGCUCCAUGGCUCACGCUCAGCUCUGUUUCCAUGGUCACAGAGAUGCUGUCAAGUUCUUCACGGCGGUCCCAGGUCAUGCAGUUCCAUCUGCGUCCUGUGGAGGGGAGGCAGCGGGUGACAAGACGACAGAUGCCGCAACUCAGGAAGGAACCAAGUCCAUGUUGGUGAUGAGUGGAGGAGAAGGCUACAUCGACUUUAGGAUGGGGGAUGAGAAUGGCGAGGAGGACGAGGACCCCCUAUUGAAGCUGCAGCCCUUGCUGGCUAAAGCCGAGCGCAGCCACCUCAUCGUCUGGCAGGUCUUUGCCGGCGAGGACUAAACUCUGACCUGCGUCCCCUCAGGCCUAAUUUGCCUUUUCUCUCAAACCCGCUGCCACGGAGGAGGAGUUCAGGUGGAUGACUCCCCUCUUCAGACACGAGUUUGAUCAGCACUUAUUUCUUCCUCAAACCGAACAAUAACAGUGAGACAAGCAGAAACUCCGUGGUAAGCUGGACAGGAGCAGUGUCAACAGAUUUAAGCAAACUGCAUAUUGUUGUUUUCUCGUAUGUGUUUUUUUAAAACAACGUCAUGUCUUCUCAUAUUAUUUGAGGUAAAUACAGAACAUUUUUGUUACAUUUGCUCAGCAGAUCCAAUGGAUUUUCCUCCUAACGUUUCCAGGUUCUCUUAACUCCGUUGAGUUGUUGUGUACUCAUUCUGGACCCAAACAGAAAAGAAUCAUCUGUGAGCUUCCCUGUUGCCCUUUAAAAUGUAAUACUCAUUAUGUGCGAGAGCAAAUCAUGUGCGAUUCUUGAUGAAUCCCGACUCCUCUUUCAUGUUUUUCACCCUUUGAGAACUUGGCUUUUGAUUGUAUGCAAGACAAACUGAAUUGAUUGCCAGUUGUUUAAGUCAAAUGCAAUACACGAGCUUCAUCAGGUUAGUGUCUCUUUGAGCAGAAGACAGCCCUGCAUUUCUCCUAACAUUCAAGAAGUUAUUGUGGGAGCCUCAGUUUAUGCGUCUCAUGCUUGCAUUACCAUUCCAUUCCAGGCACAGAGCUAAGCAUCCAACACUCGGAAAAAGUAAAUGAAACUAGCAACUUUGUGAUAAAACCCAGAGGGUUGUUUCAUAACACGUACCACUGUUAUGAAGAGAUUCUCCGAAUCCUCAAAGUUGAUUUGCAACGCUGGCAGCAUGGCUCUGUGGAUGGCAGUGUGUGUUGUUCAGACCCAGACUUUGAUCCUCAACAACUAUGGGAUGGAUUGCCAUGAAAUUUGGUGCAAAAAUUCAUUCAACCAAGAUGGGAAACCUUAUUGUCCGUGUGAGCAUGUUAGCAUUCAGCACAAAGCAACACGGUGUCGACGUGCAGCCUCCCAGAGCUGCUAGCGUGUCUGUAGACUUAAGUCUUGCUCAGGAAGAAUGUGUAAUUAUUGUUCAGAAAAUCGGAUGUGACUUGAAUGUAAUGACAAUACAUUAGAGGCACGUACUUGCGUCGGAGUAACUCCAUUCACAAAACCCUUAAUUACGAAAUGAAAAGCAGCGUCUGCUGCUACAUCUACCACCACACACUGUAAACCCUUCCUUUAAGUUAGUUUUGGUUGCAAGGCUGGUAGAUUCAUAGACCACAGACUUGUAUUUAUUCCAGAAUUGCAUGUGAAAGCUGUCAGUCCUCUGCUGUCAGUCUGCCCACCAGCUCCAGCUAGUAGACACUUUAAAAAUAUAUGCCUUAGGAAUCAAGGGUUGAAAGGACUUGAAGUUACUAUGCUUUUCAGGUGUGACAACGUAUUUCUUUCUUGAAAGAAUGGUGUGCUUGUUACCAAAGGAUAAAGAAUGAAAGAUGGAUAGUUAGCCACAUGCUGAAACAAUAAUAGUAUCUCAUCUAACAUCGAGCAGCAUGUUUUGAGUCUGCCUCCAUGUAGAUAACAUGCACGUGUUUUUGUAAUAGAAAUCCGAAUGUAAAGAUAAGAUAUAUAUUUUUAGACUUUCAUAUUUGGAAAUUGACAUUUUCCGGGUGUAAGAGAACAGAAUGUGCUAGACCUGUCACUAUGAGAGGAAACAAGCAGCAACACUGAGGAUUGCAUAACAACAGCCCCCCCCCUCCCAGUCCUUAUCUCGACGUUAGGUCAGAAUUCUAUCAUUGACAUUUUUGGUUUUGCCGCGCUGUUCUGCCCACUUUGUGCAGGAAGACGCUUAUCUGAAUUUCUCAGUGAUAUCCCCUCCUGAUGGCAAACUGAUGUUUUAGGUAUGUUUUUAUGAACUUUUUGUUUUGUUUUGGUUGUUUUUUUAGACUUUACUCUCUCUGAGUGCAGUGCACAAGGUGUUAUUUUGGUUGUCAUAUGAGAAUAUGUAUUUCUGGCCUCUGUGUACCAGUACACUGCACUGGUAUGUUCUUUGUUUUGUCCUCUUUGUAUUGAACAGUAUCAGAGGUCUGUCCUUAUCGUGUGUGUGUGUGUGUGUGUGUGUGUGUCUGUGUGUGCGUGUCUUCUCUCCAGGAGACAAAUGAAAUGUUAUUGCAGUUUAGCCAUUUCAGUAUUUAUUUACAAUGAUCAAGCCUUUGCAAUUCAGAAUGUAUCUUUGUACAUUGAAUAUGAAGAUGAAUAUAUAUAUAUAUAUAUAUAUAUAUAUAUAUAUAUAUGAUUAUAUAUGAAACAUGAACAUUGCUUGGGUUUAAUGUUUUGACAACAGUUGUUGCUGUUGAAAGGAUCUGAAUUUGUUUUGUAGAAGGUAACCUUACUCAGCUAUGCACUAUGUCUGAGGGGAGAGGAGUGAGGCGGGUUUGCUUCAGGCCUGUUUUUGAUUUUUAAUUUUUGAAGUGGAAACCCUGCAGCCUGUCCACAGACUCUGACACAAUCAGUUUUCAACUAGUGCAGGAAAGGAAGGCAAACUAUAUACGAUUAGCGAGCAGCUUCAUCCCACCACAGCACGAUGGAGCAUCUCUCCCUCCUCCACAGGUCUGCCAUCCCUCUCAUCUGCAUACUGUGUGCGUGUCAUUAACUUGGCAGGGACGGUCUCUCUCCCAGGUUAGCAAUACAAACCCCAUCCUUUACUUCUACAGCAUCUCUAGCCUUACUCAUUAUUAACAGUCAAUUAAAGCAACUUUUGUUGGCAA
Molecule: messenger RNA, 7483 nt
Organism: Etheostoma spectabile (orangethroat darter)
Lineage: Eukaryota; Metazoa; Chordata; Actinopteri; Perciformes; Percidae
Gene: spag9b
Product: sperm associated antigen 9b
Exons: 33
Coding region: 491-4720 (1409 amino acids)
Biological process (GO): vesicle-mediated transport
Cellular component (GO): cytoplasm
Molecular function (GO): signaling receptor complex adaptor activity; kinesin binding; JUN kinase binding
Source: RefSeq, a predicted model, not a curated record